Mizuhopecten yessoensis (Yesso scallop) is the source of this 4914-nucleotide messenger RNA. RefSeq names its product receptor-type tyrosine-protein phosphatase alpha-like. The record is from RefSeq and is a predicted model, not a curated record. Gene Ontology annotation, molecular function: protein tyrosine phosphatase activity. Gene Ontology annotation, biological process: protein dephosphorylation. NCBI's taxonomy places the organism in Eukaryota, Metazoa, Mollusca, Bivalvia, Pectinida, Pectinidae. Bases 51 to 1340 code for a protein of 429 amino acids. The transcript is spliced from 12 exons.
AAGUUGAAAAGUACUGGCCUGAUGCUGGGUCUUCGAUUUCACAUGAUGGUAUGAAGAUAAGUUUUAUAUCUUCAAAAGAAUACGCAGCCUACACAGUUCGGAAGUUGAAGCUAGAAAAUGAAAAUACACAGAAGACCAGAGUAAUCAGUCAGUUUCAUCUCCUCAAGUGGCCAGACCAUGGAACACCAGACGUCAUGCAUUUUGCACUCCUGUUGCUCCAUAUGGAUUCUGUGAAUUCCAAGCUGUCCGGACCAAUAGUUGUACACUGCAGUGCUGGUGUAGGACGCACAGGGACAUUCAUAGCAUCAGACGUGUUGUUCAGACAUGGCAAAUCCACUGGUCGGGUGGACCCCCCUGCUUACGUACAGAGCAUGAGACAGGACAGGAUGGACAUGGUGCAGACAAAACCACAGUAUGUGUUUAUAUAUCAUGCCCUGGUGGAGCUCUUUCUCAUUGACAACACCAAACUGACCGCUGGCGACUUCGAUUCUAAUUGCCUGAAAUCCUCUCGUCUCCUUCAGGAAUAUAAGAAACUCAAUGGAAAACGCCCAACCAUUCCCGAAGACCUGAUGUCAAAUGGCUUAAUGCCACAGAACCAGAGGAAAAACAGGGACCAAGAAAUACUGCCAGGCAACCAACACCGUCCACUUUUGUCAUCACACCCAGCCAACAAGACCGACUAUAUUAAUGCUGUGUUUCUUCCGACAGUUCAGAGAUAUGAGGGAUAUAUAGCGACUCAGUGGCCUCUCCCGGAAACUGCGGACGACUUCUGGGCGAUGAUUCACGACUACAGGUCUACGGCAGUGGUCAUUUUGGACAGCGAUGCUGAUACCAAUGAUCCCAACUUGAUGCCAUCGGGGGAAGAGCCCAAGAUCUCAGCAGGCAUUUUCUCUGUACAAACGUCGAGUGACCCAUGGACUGAGGGUUCCAUCGCCAUUGCAGAAGUGUACUUAACUAAAGUGGGAGAUAAAGAUUCACAGAAACUCAAAAUAUUCAAAAUAUGUGACUGGCCCAAUGACGAACAAACGUGUCCCGAAGGCUGCGUUACGCAGAUAGUGUACGCGUCACAGGAAUGGCAGAGAAACGUCACUUCCGCUGGUCCCAUCACUGUCGUCUGCAGGAACGGGGCCUCGAAAAGUGGAGUAUUUUGUACCGUUGCUAAUGCUAUUGAAAACAUCAACCUUAACCAUCACAUGAGUCUGGUUCAGGUUGUGAGACAGCUACAGCUUCGUCGUCCGUCCUUCAUCAACACUUACGAGAGCUACGUCAUGUGCAAUCGAGAAGUUAAGGUACAUUUUGAUUCCUUGUCAGAAUACCAAAACUACGAAGGACCAUCUUAAAAUUAAUAUGUACGUUUGACAGUGUUCAGUGUAUAAAGUUGGACAGAAAACAAUGUUUAUAUAUUUUACAUCUCGGUGAAAUCGUAAACUUUAUUUAUAUGCACAGAAACUUUUCUAUAACAUAAUCAUUUUGUAUUGUUAGCAGUGUCAUCUAACCCAUUUAUGUCUGUCCUAUCAUACCGUAAAACGGGUUGUCUUCAUUGAGUUCUUAUGAAAAUCAAUUAAUCAAAUGUUCAUCAUUCAAAGUUUCACGAUUGUAGAAUAAGAACUGUUUUAUUAUCAAUCUCACUUACACAGAAUAUUCUAGUUUUCUGCCAAACGUGAACAAUUGGUGAUCAUUUGUGUUAUUUCAAUCAUGAUGCAAUUCUAGAGAUCACUAUUAUAUAUUUAACAAAACUUCAUCUCCACGUUUAGUUAAGGAUUUUCGUACUUAUCAUUAUGUCUCCAAAGCUAAAUUAAUUAUUUGUAGUACGUGUAUUUCAACUUGUAUGUUUCCGACCCUAGCCAGAUACAUCUUCAUGCGAGUUGACCAAUAACUAUAUAUUACAUUUGUAAUUAUAUUUUUACACACAGAAUUGAAUUGGUUUGUACAAAAGUAUAUCUGAAGGAACAAAGUAGCAUUUUUGCGACAAAGUAUUAAUUGGUUAAAGACCAUAUCUAUGAUGAAAAACAUAGUGUAACCCUCUAUACGGUUAUAGCAUGAACUUACCUUCUCAUAUAAAAGUAUUAUAUAUUCAUCAAAAUAUAUAGCACCUUGUCAACAUAUAUUGCUUAUAUAUGUUUUAACAUUUUGUACUGAUCAGAUUUAUCUGCAUGAAAUUUUACUUUUUUAUUCUCAUAUAUAUACUUAAUCGUAUUUGUUCACAUAAAGUGGUUGUACAUAUUGUAGUACGACUCUAAUUACUUAAUGUAUGCAUGCGUUUUCUUAAACGAUUAUGAUCACAAGGGGAAAUCAUUUUUGUCAUUUAAUAGGGCACUUAAAACAUUUCAAUGCAGCUUGCUAAGGCUUGCUUAAAGGAAAACUUCAACACUUGUUUUAUGAACCGCAUAAAAUUGGCAAUCUAUGACAGGAAAGUCACUAAGUGUUUCAAUAUUUUUAGAGUUCUUUGACUCCAUUCAUUCCUGUAAGGUGUUCGGUUUUCCUGCAACCUCUGAUAUACUAUAAGCGUUUGAAUUAGGAGUUUAUAAUUUUCAUAUUCUUCUCAAAUACAACCAUGUGUUCAUUGCAUCCGGUUCACAUUAUCAAUUUAUUAUUCACGGGGAGGAUGAAGCAUAGUGCAUUGGUACAGAUUGAUCAAUUAAUAACAAGAGACUACAUGUCAAUGUGCGAUUAUGAAGUCUUUCCAAUGGAUGUUUCCUAUGCGAGGAGAGAACUGUCUUGUUGUCGUCCCGUUUAUUUCAUUUUAGCUAACAUGGCACGAGGUGUCUGUGUAUUUGUGCCAUUGAUAAUGUCCAUCGUCCGUUUGCCUGUUGUCUAGCGUUUUUCGUCAUUACUUUUUUCAUCCGGCGACAACAUUUGACACAUCACAAUGCCUACCGGCACGAUAUUUGGCAGGAAGUUAACACUGUACUUAGACCAGUAGUUAUCAACUUCAUUCAAGGUCGCAGACAUCAAAUGUAUCGUAAACCUCAAACGACUUCUUGUUAAGUACUAAACGACAUAGAAUCAAAUAAUCUGUUUGUAGCUAGCUGAUUUGAUGGGCUAGGAUGAAUGUCUUUGAUCAAUUAAAUAUCAUACUGAUAAGAUUUCAUAAUUGAACAAGGGGGAUAUUGUCGUGAAAUUUAGCAGGUACAUUGAUAAAUAUUUUCAAAAGAAAAUUGCCUGUACUUUUAUUCAAAUUUACUUGUGUCAAAUAUGUUUAUCAACCCAAAAGACUGUUUUUCAAGAUCAAAGCGUACUAUAGUCUUGAUAUUCGGCCUGUCGCUUGUUCAUGUAAAAUAUGGAAAAAAAGAAGUUACAUUCAAUGUAUCCGAGCGUUACGCUAGAAUUUGUCCAAUAUAAUGUAAGUAUAACACAUCAGAAGUGGAAUACAGACCCCAUUGGCCUCUUGAUUUAUAACAAUGUCUAAAUUAUAUUGUAGUGUGUGCUGGUAUACUUAUUUUUCUGUUUUGCGUUGCAAAUUAAUUUAGUAUUAUCAAAUUCCAUGUUAUAUUUGACCUUAUGUUCUGAUGGUUGAACGUAUCAAACUUGUUAGUUCAGAGCAUCUGAUCCGGUGUAAUGUUGCAAUAUCUAACCAGGUUUCUAAAUUUAGUUUUCUAGGAAUUAAUUACACUGAUAAAUUCUAGAAUUCGAUGGGCUGAAUUUUGACGUAUUAACAUUAAUUCCAUACAUCAAAAAUAACCUGAACACUUUGAAUCAGAUUUCCAUUAUAGAAAGUUACUUUUUCUAUAAAAAAAACAACACGAUUUUGUCGAAUUAUCCGGAUCCGGAUUCAAGCAGAUCUGGUAUUCAUUCAGAAGAGAUUUUUAAAUCUGUACUAAGCUAUCUUCAUAUUUUUUAAUAUAAUUGAUUUAACAACUAUAGAAGAAAUGUCAUUUUCUACUGCAUAUUUUUGUAUGUAACCUAUAUAAAAAUCAUCUUUAAAUACGUUCCUAUGUAACCGGAAUAACUAAGACAUCUACACUUUAUACAUUGUAAAAUGGGGGAAAACACAGGCGUUUACAAAGGUCCAAGUAUAUGUAUUACUAUUGAUUCUGUGAACAAAGGUCCCAGUAUAUGUAUUACUAUUGAAUCUGACAACAAAGGUCCCGGUAUAUGUAUUACUAUUGAUUCUGUGAACAAAGGUCCCAGUAUAUAUAUUACUAUUGAUUCUGUGAACAAAGGUCCCGGUAUAUGUAUUACUAUUGAUUCUGUAAACAAAAGUCCCAGUAUAUGUAUUACUAUUGAUUCUGUAAACAAAGGUCCCGGUAUAUGUAUUACUAUUGAUUCUGUAAACAAAGGUCCCAGUAUAUGUAUUACUAUUGAUUCUGUGAACAAAGGUCCCAGUAUAUGUAUUACUAUUGACUCUGUAAACAAAAGUCCCAGUAUAUGUAUUACUAUUGACUCUGUGAACAAAGGUCCCAGUAUAUAAUAUUACUAUUGACUCUGUGAACAAAGGUCCCAGUAUAUGUAUUACUAUUGAUUCUGUAAACAAAAGUCCAACUUUAUGAAUUUCUGUGCAAAACUGAUCUAGAUGGUCUUUAGUAACACUAGCUAUAAGUACAUAUAUCCCUUUUUUGUAUAUUGACUUAAGCAAAUCUGCAAAUUUUAUAUUGUACUUUUUUCAUAAAUUAGACUUUCUUAAGUCCAUUGACAAGAACGUUUCCAUACAGAAUGAAACUAACUCUAUUACAUCGUUCAGACAGAUUUCCUGGAUUUCAUCUAUAUCAUAUCUAUUGAAACUUGUCCCCACCAGUGUCAUUUUCCUUAUUGUUUUCUUGGGUGGCGCUGAGCUGGAAUAAAAUGUCAUUACUCUAUUCCACCUUUUUCGAUAGAUAUUGUUUAUGUUGUAUAUAAGUUUAUGCAACAUGGUUGACAUUUCUGUAACCGUGUCUGCCAUGUUAUUCGUCAUUUAAUAAAAUGACAUUUACUUGA